Molecule: messenger RNA, 407 nt
Organism: Apaloderma vittatum (bar-tailed trogon)
Lineage: Eukaryota; Metazoa; Chordata; Aves; Trogoniformes; Trogonidae
Product: sulfotransferase 6B1-like
Exons: 3
Biological process (GO): sulfation
Cellular component (GO): cytoplasm
Molecular function (GO): sulfotransferase activity
Source: RefSeq, a predicted model, not a curated record
AGGUUUUACAAAAGGUCUGUAUUUUUCCACUUUCAGGCACAAACUGGGUAAGUCAGAUCCUAAAUGAUCUGAUAGCAAUACAUCAAAAGAAAAUGCAGAAUAACGAAAGCAGUGUGAAUGAUGAAGAACUAGGCGUCCCCUACCUUGAAGUUGGAGAUACUGGGAAAUAUGAGCGAAUGAAUAAAUUACCUUCUCCAAGAUUUGUAGUUACUUAUCUCCGUCCUGAAAAUCUUCCCAAAUCUGUCUUCAAAAAUAAAGCGAAGAUAUUGUUGCUGAUUCGCAAUCCAAAAGAUGUAGCUACAUCUUUUUACCAUUUUACCAGUGGUGUAUCUACUCUUCCCUCGUAUGAUACCUGGGAUGAUUUCUUCAUAGCUUUCAUGAACCAGUGGUGUAUCUACUCUUCCCUC